This is a messenger RNA of Racocetra persica, 2163 nucleotides long. The record is from the annotation of a GenBank genome assembly. Lineage: Eukaryota; Fungi; Glomeromycota; Glomeromycetes; Diversisporales; Gigasporaceae.
AUGACGGAUCAAUCAAUUUUUGGUCGUUUUCAGGCGAAUGACGUUCCGUACGUAGCCUUUCGAGACGAUAACGAAGAUCCCGAAGAAGAAUUUUCAGAAAGCUUAGUUCUGCGUCCAACACCGAGUACUUCGUCACGGACUACACCUUCAACAUUCCAAAAUUUUACUACAAACAGGCAACAACGUUAUCAGCAUUUGCCUGAGGACGAUGAAAUUGAAGAAGACUCUGAUCAGGAUAGUAAUGAGGCACCCGCUUCAUUGAUAGUAGAGAUGCCUCAGCAGCGCAGCAAAAAGACUCACCCAAGCCCAAGACCAGGAAUGAACUUACGAGAAUUAACAAUGUGGAAAUGGGUCAACGUUGAAAACUUAGACUUGUUUUUUGAGCAGGUUUAUGCGUAUUAUGUUGGAAAGGGCUUUUACUGCAUUUUGUUGACUGUGAGACUUGUCUUGGAUAUUCGUCGUCUGACAGACAUGUUUAAUUUUUAUACCUACCUUUUGAAUAUUCCUGAUGUCGAUAUACAAACUAUACCAUGGCAAAAAGUUGUUAACCGCAUAAUCGAGCUCAGAGAAAAUAACCCUACUACUUCCCAUCAGGGACCUAACAACAAACCCCAACAACGUCUGGAUGCACACAAUAUAACUAAUAGAAUUAUGCGUCAGGAGAAUUAUCUCAUCGCCCUCUUUAAUAAGGAUAUGCUGGAUCUUACUAUACCAAUCCCCUUUUUUAGACAAAAAAACUUUCUGACAAAAACCCUUGAGUGGAAUUUACGAUAUUGUAUCAUAAAUCAUGUGUUCAAUGAUCAAGGACAGGUCAGAAGGCAUUUUGUUAAAGACACCAGAGGUGUACAAAGGGAGAGAUUGACUCAAGGUCUGCGUCGUCGCUUCAUCUUCAUGGGAAUUCUUAAUAUCAUAUUCGCUCCUUUUAUAGUGGUUUAUCUGCUCAUAUAUUUCUUUUUCCGUUAUUUUGAGGAAUACCGUAACAACCCUAAGAACAUUGGUUUGCGUCAAUGGUCUCCUUUCGCACGUUGGAAAUUUCGGGAAUUUAACGAAUUACCCCAUUUAUUUGAUCAGAGAUUGAAUAAGAGCUACAAGCAGGCAAACAAAUAUAUCGACCAAUUUCCAAGAGAAAAGACGGCCUUGCUCGCCAAUUCACUCACUGCCGUGUUACUUCUUGCCAGUAUUAUUGAUUCCGAGGUUUUUUUGGGAUUUGAAAUUUCUCCCGGCCGUACCGUUUUUUUUUAUCUCGGAAUAUUGGUUCCGAUUGUGGCUAUUAGUCGUGGAAUGAGUGUGGAAGAUCAUGUUGUUUUUGAUCCAACAGUCAGGUUAAAGAAAGUUGUAGAGCAUACACAUUAUUCUCCCGACAAUUGGAAAGGAAAACUAGAUACCGACGAUGUCCGCAGAGAAUUUAUUCAGUUGUUUCAAGUCAAGAUUGUGCUUUUUAUUCAGGAAAUACUUAGUGUUAUUUUCACACCAUUUGUCCUUUGGUUUUCCCUUCCGGAUUAUGGUCUUGGAUAUGUUUGUAGCUUUGCAGUAUUUGAUUUCAAGAGACAUGGUAAUGUGAAGUAUGGUGCUCCGGCAGAAGUCGAGAACGAAUAUUACCUUUCGAAAGAUGGUAAAAUGGAAAAAAGUUUUUUGAAUUUUAAGGCUAAUCAUCCCGAUUGGGAACCUACCGAUCCGGCCGGAUCGCUUUACCUUAGUCGACUUAAUUUCAGCAAUCAAGUACAUCCAGAACGUCAUGAACGUCAUGAACGUCAUAAUUCAAUUCGUUCUGCACAUAUAGAUUCAAUACUAAAGAAUAAUCGACGUAGCAGCAAUAAUGUUCAUUUCGGAUAUGCUCCUAACUCUAAUUAUGCAGGUAAUACUGCCACUGGAGCUGGAAUAAAUUCCACAAUAGAUGAUAGGCCGUCAUCAUAUGUACAUAACAAUACGUCACGAAAUAGUUAUCGUGUUAGUGAUCAGUCUACUUCAGAUGUCCAAAGUUCACCGGAUUCAAGUCAAGAAGAACAUUAUGCGAGCGAUCUGAGUGGUUCAUUCUUCUUACCCGGAACAAAAUAUGGAGGUGUUGCACAUCUAUCUGAAUCCAAUGAACCUGAUCGACCACGACAUGAAGGUGUAAUUGGAUUACUAAACCAAUUCUAUGAACUCAAUAAUUCAUCUAUGUAG